AUGCCGGUGACCGUGACCCAAACGACCAUCACCACCACCUCAUCAUCCUCGGGUCUGGGCUCCCCCACCAUCGUGGGGUCCCCUCGGGCAUUGACCCAGCCCCUGGGCCUCCUCCACCUGUUACAGCUGCUAUCCACCUGCAUUGUCUUCUCGCUAGUGGCCAGUAUGGGCAUCUGGGAGGGGCCAGUGGGCAACUGGUCCAUGUUCACCUGGUGUUUCUGCUUCUCGAUGAUGUUGAUCAUCCUCAUUGUGGAGGUGUUUGGGCUACAGUUCCGCUUCCCCUUGUCCUGGCGUAACUUCCCCAUCACCUUCACCUGCUAUGCCGCCCUCCUCUGCCUGUCCACCUCCAUCAUCUACCCUACCACGUACGUCCAAUUCUUGGCCCAUGGCUAUGCCUGGGACCAUGCCAUUGCGGCCACCUCCCUCUCCUGUAUAGCUUUCUUGGCUUAUGCCUUUGAAGUGACCUGGACCUGGGUCUGGCCUGGCAAGAUCACCGGUUACAUGGCCACCGUGCCCGGACUGUUGAAGGUGCUGGAGACCUUCAUGGCUUGCAUCAUCUUCACCUUCAUCAGCGAUCCCAGUCUGUACCAGCACCAGACAGUGUUGGAGUGGUGUGUGGCCAUGUAUGCCAUCUAUUUCAUCCUGGCCUCUGUGGCCAUCUUGCUGAACUUGGGUGACUGCACCAAUGCCCUGCCCAUCCCCUUCCCCAGCUUCCUCUCAGGCCUGGCAUUGCUGUCUGUCAUCCUCUACUCCACUGCCCUUGUCAUCUGGCCCCUCUACCAGUUCAACGAGCUUUAUGGAGGCCAGCCCCGCCGGUCUAAGGAUGUCAGCUGUGGCCGGUCACAUGUCUACUACAUCUGUACCUGGGACCGCCGCCUGGCUAUCGCCAUCCUAACAGCCAUCAACCUGUUGGCCUACUUGGCUGACCUAGUCUAUUCCACCCGCCUAGUCUUCGUCAAGGUCUUCCCCCUCCCUCCUUCUCUCCACUUUUCUGGGCUUUCUUGA
Chrysochloris asiatica (Cape golden mole) is the source of this 1005-nucleotide messenger RNA. RefSeq names its product myeloid-associated differentiation marker-like. Gene Ontology annotation, cellular component: cell-cell junction; plasma membrane. The transcript has a single exon. Bases 1 to 1005 code for a protein of 334 amino acids. Lineage: Eukaryota; Metazoa; Chordata; Mammalia; Afrosoricida; Chrysochloridae. The record is from RefSeq and is a predicted model, not a curated record.